Paramecium pentaurelia is the source of this 962-nucleotide messenger RNA. The record is from the annotation of a GenBank genome assembly. NCBI's taxonomy places the organism in Eukaryota, Ciliophora, Oligohymenophorea, Peniculida, Parameciidae.
CAUGCUCAAUUUGAGAGAAUUAUAAGAGUUACGCCAAUUAAAUGAUGAGAGAAAGGCAUUGACAGAUAGAUAUGGAGUUGGAUACAAUCAACCACUUUCUGCUAGAAAUGAAUAUAAUGGUAAGUAGACAUUAAGUGCAUGGGAUCCUAUUACAAAUAAGCCUUAAACACUUAUUGUUAAUAAUGGAUCUGAUCCUAUUGUUCUAGAUCAUAAUAUACCUAGACAAGUAAUCAUAUUUUAUUGAUAUUAAGGAAAUCACAAAAAAUAUUGUAUUUUAGAAGGGUUUCCCUUUUUAGAAUAAUUAACCUUUAACUAAGAAUUAUUAAGUCUAAAUUUAAGAUAUACCAACAUCUAUUUCAAAAAUCUAAACUUCAAAACUUCUUCCAUAAAAUUACAUGCAUGAAUAUCAUCAUAGACAAAGACCUUAUUAACUAAAAAGUGUAGAAGAAAUAUUAAGACCUUGGAAAGCAAAAGAAAUUAUGUAUAAUAGAGAAUUAAAAAAUUUAUAAGAAUAAAUUAACAAAGGAAAUUAUACUAUGACAGAUAAAAGAACUUUGAAAGUAGAUAAUGUGGCUAAGAAAUUAGAGUUAUAAAAUGAAGUUUAAAAAUUGGAAGCAAUUUUAAAAAAUAAAGAUGAAGAAAUUACUAGAUUAAAAAUUAGAAGUUAAGAAAUAGAAGAAAAAUAUAAUGAAUUAUCUGAAGAAAAUUCAACAGAACUUAAUAAAUAUUAAAAAGAAUUGGAAGAAUGGAAAAAAAAGUUUAAAGAUCUUAAUAACUUAUAUCAUGAAUGUGAAGAAGAAUGUACAAUGAAAGAAACUGAAAUUGAAAGUUUAAAAAAAAGAAAAUUAUCUGUGAUUAAAACAUAAACAGUUUAAAAAGUUGGAACUAAACCAUAAAAAAAUAUGGAUAGUCCAAGAGCAAUUAUUUCUACUGUAAGUGACAAAGAUUCAGAUUAUUAUUGA